CGCACUGUGUGACCCGGAAGGGAGCUGCUGAGGAGGCGGGACCCGGACAGCGGGACAGGCCGCUGGGUCCCAGCGAGGGCCGAGACGGGCAGUGGGAGGAAGUCAGGAUGAUAGGGGAGCGACAUGCUGGGGACCAUAUGGUUCCCUUGGGACCCCAGCUGCAGGCAUAUCCUAAGGAACUCAUUCGCCAGCGACCUGGACAUGAUGGGCAUCCUGAAUACCUGAUUCGAUGGAGUAUCCUGAAGUGUGGGGAAGAGAACAAAGUGAGUGUGGAAGAAGACAAAACAGAACACAUCCUGAUGUGGCUGUCAGCCCCAGAGGUCUAUGCCAACUGCCCCAUGCUGUUAGGCAAGUGGGCACUAUCUAAGGGACCACAGCACGAACCAGCUGGGGGUUCAGGAAGCUUUUUUCAUGACCCCGGAGGCCUGGAUGAAGUAGCAAUGAGAGAGAUGGAGGCUGAUGUGCGGGCACUGGUACACAGGGCUGCCAGGCAGCUGGCAGAAGGUGGGACCUCAAGCCUCACAGCUGCUGUGCUCCACACCAUCCAUGUGCUUAGUGCCUAUGCCAGCAUUGGGCCUCUCACUGGGGUCUUCAGAGAGACAGGAGCCCUGGACCUGCUCAUGGACAUGCUGUGCAAUCCUGAGCCUCAAAUCCGUCGGAGUGCAGGCAAGAUGCUACAGGCUCUGGCAGCCCACGAUGCUGGGAGUCGGGCUCAAGUCCUUCUGUCACUGAGCCAGCAAGAUGGCAUCGAGCAGCACAUGGAUUUUGACAGCCGCUAUACUUUGCUGGAGCUGUUUGCAGAAACUACGUCCUCUGAAGAACACUGCAUGGCCUUUGAGGGCAUUCAUCUGCCUCAGAUCCCAGGAAAGCUGCUCUUCUCCCUGGUGAAGCGCUACCUGUGUGUCACUUCCCUGAUGGAUCAACUGAAUAACAGCGCGGAAGCAGGCGCUGGAGACCAAAGCUCUCCAUGCCCCACAAGGGAGAAAAGCCGGGGACAACGGGAGCUGGAGUUCAGUAUGGCUGUGGGCAACCUCAUCUCAGAGUUGUUGCGGAGCAUGGGCUGGGCCCACAAGCUCAGCGAACAGAGCACAUUACCACCCCAGCCACCUAGGUCCAUCUUUCAGCCCUGCAUUUCGGGGCCCCCUCUCUUACUUCCUACCAUCAUCACCACCCCCAGAAGGCAAGGAUGGGCCUUCCGCCAGCGCUCGGAAUUUUCUAGCCGUAGUGGCUACGGUGAGUAUGUGCAGCAGGUGCUGCAGCCAGGCAUGCAAGUGCGGAUGCUGGAUGAUUACGAGGAGAUCAUGGCUGGGGACAAGGGCGAGUUCUGCCAGAGCAACAAUGGCGUCCCCCCUGUGCAGGUCUUCUGGCAGUCGACUGGCCGUACCUACUGGGUAUACUGGCACAUGUUGGAGAUCCUGGGUCGAGAGGAAGCUACUGGGGAUGCAGCUUCAGCAACUAUGGAGAAGAGGACAGGGACUACUAUACUAGGCACAGUAAUUCCCUCCUGGGACUGGAAACCCGUGGAUAGUCUCUACUCUUUGCCAUACCUCUGGCCUGAGCCAAAGAAGCACGAAGAAGUGGGGUACCUGACCCAGGCUGAAUGGUGGGAGCUGCUUUUCUUCAUCAAGAAGUUGGAUAUAAGUGAGCAGCAGCCAAUUUUCCAGAAUCUUCGAGAAAAACUGAAGGAGAACCUGCGUGAAGAGGCCCUGGGCGAGCUCUCUGUGCCAGUGGAGAUGGCUGAGGGCCUGCUGCAGGUGCUCUGUAGUCGGUUGGAGGGCAUCACCCUCUGUGACCUGCUCAGCUCCCAGAUCUACACCAAGUAUGGGCUGCUCUCUGAUAAAACCAGCAGCUCAUCAUCUUCACAAAGUCACUCCUGUACCCCAGAUCCCCAAGAGGAGUCCAAGUCAGAGGCUAGCUUCUCGGAGGAAGAGCCCUCUAAAGCAGAACCAGAGCCUGCCAAGGCCAAGACUGAGUCCCCCAUGGCACAGAGUGACUCACAACUGUUUAACCAGCUCCUGGUGGCUGAGGGGAUGGCUCCACCCCCGAAGAUGAAGGUGGCAGCCAGUGAAAUGGCUAGAACCUUGCGGGUCCCUGGUCCACUCAGCUCCUUGGAUCAGCAUGUGGUAGCAGUCGCAGCCACCAUGCAGAUAUCCAGCUCGGACACAGACCUGCAGCUUUCGGGGCUCUAUGCCCUUUGUCAGACUGUGGAAGAGAUCACUGAGCGGAACCACCCCCUGGUCCAUCCCAACAGAUUGCUGAGGGAGAAGCUAGUGAAGACACUGGUAGAGUUGCUGACCAACCAGGUGGGAAAGAAGAUGGUGGUGGUACUGGCCCUACGUCUCCUUUACCUGCUCAUGAACAAGCAUGAGUGGCGCCCACUCUUUGCUAGGGAGGGUGGCAUCUACGCUGUGCUGGUUUGCAUGCAAGAAUAUAAAACUUCCGCCUUGGUGCAGCAGGCAGGGCUGGCGGCACUGAAGAUGCUGGCCAUUGCCAGCUCCUCGGAGAUUCCCACUUUUGAUUCUAUCCAGCCUUCGUUUGAUGUCCAGAUGACCAGAGAGAUCUUCGCCAGCAUUGACUCAGCCACACGGCCGGGCUCUGAGAGUCUGCUUCUUACUAUCCCGGCAGCAGUGGUUUUGAUGCUGAAUACCGAAGGGUGCUCCUCAGCAGUGAGAAAUGGCCUGCUCCUGCUCAACCUGCUUUUGUGCAACCAUCACACUCUGGGAGACCAGCUCAUUACCUGUGAGCUAAGAGACACUUUAUUUAGACAUGCAAAAAUAACACCAGCGACAGAACCCAUGCCUACCACACGCACCGUCCUCAUGAUGCUUCUCAACCACUACUCAGAGCCACCAGGAAGUUCUGAGCGUGCAGCUUCGGCACUGGAGAUCCCCUGUGGCCAGGACCAGGAUGGGUCCCCUGAGCUGCUGAUUCAGUCCCUAGUGGGAGAUCCAUCUGCGGAACUGCUCCUGGACCUGGAGUGGGUGAUUUGCCAUGAGGGCGGCUCAGGGAGUGCUGUGAGGCCCCUCCUCAAGUACCUUCAGCAGGAGACCCAACCCUUCCUGCUGUUGCUGAGGACUCUGGAUGCCCCUGGACCCAACAAAACUGUUCUGCUGACCGUGCUGAGAGUCCUGACUCGACUGCUGGAUUACCCCGAGGCCAUGAUCCUCCCCUGGCAUGAAAUCCUGGAGCCCUGCCUCAACUGCCUGAGUGGCCCUGGCAGCGACUUGGAGAUUGUUCAGGAGCUGAUCUGCUUCCUGCAUCACUUGGCUUCAAUGCAUAAGGAUUAUGCAGUGCUGCUCUGCUGCCUGGGUACCAAGGAGGCUCUUUCCAAAGUCCUGGACAAGCACUCAGCUCAGCUCCUGCUGGCCUCUGAGCUUCGAGACCUGGUGAUAGACUGUGAGAAAUAUGCCCAGCUCUACAGCAACCUCACCUCCAGCAUCCUGGCUGGCUGCAUCCAGAUGGUGCUGGGCCAGAUCGAAGACCACAGGCGAACCCAAAGGCCUAUCAACAUCCCUUUCUUUGAUGUGUUCCUCAGGCAUCUCUGCCAGGGCUCCAGCGUGGAUGUGAAGGAGGACAAGUGCUGGGAGAAGGUGGAGGUGUCCUCCAACCCACACCGGGCCAGCAAGCUGACGGACCGCAACCCCAAGACCUACUGGGAGUCCAAUGGCAGCACCGGCUCCCACCACAUCACCUUGCACAUGCACCGUGGUGUUCUUGUUAGGCAGCUGACUCUGCUGGUGGCCAGUGAGGACUCGAGUUACAUGCCAGCCAGAGUGGUGGUGUUUGGGGGUGACAGCCCCAGCAGCAUCAGUACUGAGCUCAGUACGAUUAAUGUGAUGCCCUCUGCCAGCCGGGUGACUCUCCUGGAGAACCUGACCCGCUUUUGGCCCAUCAUCCAGAUCCGAAUAAAGCGCUGCCAGCAGGGUGGCAUUGACACACGGGUUCGGGGUGUGGAGGUCCUGGGCCCCAAGCCCACUUUCUGGCCACUGUUCCGGGAGCUACUGUGUCGCCGUACCUGUCUCUUCUACACGAUUCGGGCACAAGCCUGGAGCCAAGACAUAGCAGAGGACCACAGGCGCCUCCUCCAGCUUUGUCCCAGACUGAACAAGGUUUUACGCCAUGAACAGAAUUUUGCCAGUCGCUUCCUCCCUGACGAGGAGGCUGCCCAGGCACUGGGAAAGACCUGCUGGGAGGCCCUGGUCAGCCCUCUGGUGCAGAACAUCACCUCGCCUGAUGCCAAAGGUGUGAGCUCCCUGGGAUGGCUGCUGGAUCAGUAUCUGGAGCGCAGAGAGAGCCCUCAGGGCCCCCUGAGUCAAGCAACAUCCUUCACCUCUCAAGUUCGGCGUCUUUGCCACUUGCUGGUGCAUGUAGAGCCUUCUCUGGGGUCUUCUUCUGAGCCACCAGCUCGGCUCUUCAGCAAGAACAGUAAGGGGUGCAACCCGAGCCCUGUGCCUCCGCCAGUUCCUGCAAGCAGCAGCCUGAGGAACAUCACCCAGUGCUGGCUGAACGUGGUGCAGGCACAGGUGGGCAGCAGCAGACUGAGGUUGGGGGGUGGAGUGCAUCUUCUGUGUCACUUUGCUCUUCCUCUCCAGGUCAGCAGGUUCCUGGCUGCAGCCUGGAGGGUCCCUGACUUUGUGCCUCGGUACUGCAAACUCUAUGAGCACUUGCAGAGAGCGGGCGCAGAACUCUUUGGGCCUCGGGCGGCCUUUACGCUGGCUCUGCACAGCGGCAUCUCUGGCGCCCUGCUGCAGCAGUCCUUCCUCACUGCUGCCCAUGUGAGCGAGCAGUUUGCCAGGCACAUUGACCAGCAGAUCCAUGGUGGCCUGCUUGGAGGAGCCCCAGGCAUGGAGAUGCUGUGGUGGCUUCAGCAGCACCUAGAGCCCAUCAUGGUCCUCUCAGGCCUGGAGUUGGCCACGACUUUUGAGCACUUCUAUCAGCACUACAUGGCUGACCGUCUGUUGAGUUUGGGCCCCAGCUGGCUGGAGGAGGCCGUGCUGGAGCAGAUCGGCCUCUGCUUCCCCAACCGCCUCCCUCAGCUGAUGUUGCAGAGCCUUCGCACCUCAGAGGAGCUGCAGCGCCAGUUCCACCUGUCCCAGCUCCAGCGGCUUGACUGGUUGCUCUUGGAGCAGGGGGACCAGGAAGAGCAGGACCUGGAAGAAGAGGAGGUAAAAGAGCAAGAACAGGAAGAGGAGGCCACGAAAGCACUAUUUAUAGAUGAUCCAAGCCCAGCAGUUUCUAUCCUGGUCCUGUCCCCACGCUGCUGGCCAGUCUCCCCACUCUGCUACCUGCACCAGCCCAGAAAGUGCCUUACCCCGGAACUCUGUGACGCCCUGGACUGCUUCUCCAGGUUCUACAGCCAGAGUCAGAACAACCCAGUCCUGGAUGUGGGCCCACAUCGGUGGCUGCAGUGGACAUGGCUGGGCCGUGCUGAGCUGCAGUUUGGGGACCAGACCUUGCAUGUGUCCACUGUGCAGAUGUGGCUGCUGCUGAAUUUCAAUCAGACAGAGGAGGUGUCAAUAGAGACCUUGCUGAAGAGUUCUGACCUCUCCCCAGAGCUACUGCACCAGGCACUUGGGCCUCUCACCUCUGAGAGUGGACUUUUGUCCCUGCAGGAGGGUCAGGACUUGCCACCUGGGGGGGUUCUGCGGCUUCGUGAGCCUGGGCCCUGGUCCUGCAGGGAGGAGCUGUGGCUUAUACCUCCCCAAAUGUACCUGAAUGUAGAGAAGGAUGAGGGCCGCACGCUGGAACAGAAGCGGAACCUCCUGAGCUGUCUUCUUGUCCGUAUUCUCAAAGCCCAUGGGGCAAAGGGCCUGCACAUUGAUAAUCUGGUUUGUCUGGUGUUGGAGGCCUGGCAGAGGGGUCCCCAUCCCCCAGGAAGCCUGGGCCAUGCUGUCACUGGCAGUUCAGAUGUCCUCUCUUGCAUCCUGCACCUCCUAGGCCAGGGCUAUGUGAAGCGGCAGGAUAACCAGCCCCAGAUCCUGGUGUAUGCCACCCCUGAGCCCGUGACACCCUGCCGGGGUCAGGCAGAUGUCCCCUUUUGUGGCAGCCAGAGCACUGAGACCUCCAAGCCUAGCCCAGUGGCCAUGGUUGCCCUGGCAUCUCUCCAGCUGCCUGCAGGCCGCACCAUGAGCCCACAGGAGGUGGAAGGGCUGAUGGAGCAGACAGUGCGGCAGGUGCAAGAGACUCUGAACUUAGAGCUGGAUGUGGCUCAGCAUCUUCUGGCUCAUUGCCACUGGAGUGCCGAGCAGCUGCUUCAGAGCUACAGUGAUGACCCUGAGCUGCUACUGCUGGCAGCUGGGCUGCAUGUGCCCCAGCCCCAGGUGGCCCCUGCACCGCCAGACCUCUGCCCUGUCUGUGUUGGUCCCCUGGGGCCUGGUGACGAUCUGCCCUCCCUCUGCUGCCUGCACUCCUGCUGCAAGUCUUGCUGGAAUGAGUAUCUGACAACACGGAUUGAGCAGAACCUUGUGCUUAACUGCACCUGCCCCAUUGCUGACUGCCCUGCCCAGCCCACCAGAGCCUUCAUCCAUGCCGUUGUCUCCUCACCUGAGGUCAUCUCGAAGUACGAGAAGGCCCGCCUGCGCAGCUAUGUGGAGAGCUGCUCCAACCUGACCUGGUGCACCAAUCCCCAGGGCUGCGACCGCAUCCUGUGCCGCCAGGGCCUGAGCUGCGGCACUGCAUGCUCCAAGUGCGGCUGGGCCUCCUGCUUCAACUGUAGCUUCCCCGAGGCUCACUACCCUGCCAGCUGUGGCCACAUGUCGCAGUGGGUAGAUGAUGGUGGCUACUAUGACGGCAUGAGUGUGGAGGCCCAGAGCAAGCACCUGGCCAAGCUCAUCUCCAAACGCUGCCCCAGCUGCCAGGCUCCCAUCGAGAAGAAUGAAGGGUGCCUGCACAUGACCUGUGCCAAGUGUAACCAUGGCUUCUGUUGGCGCUGCCUCAAGCCCUGGAAACCCAGUCACAAAGACUACUACAACUGCUCUGCCAUGGUGAGCAGGGCAGCUCGCCAGGAGAAGCGCUUUCAGGACUACAAUGCGAGGUGUACCUUCCACCACCAGGCGCGAGAGUUCGCUGUGAACCUGCGGAACAGGGUCUCAGCCAUCCGUGAGGUGCCCCCACCCAAGUCCUUCACCUUCCUCAGUGAUGCUUGCCAGGGCUUGGAACAGGCACGGAAGGUGCUGGCCUAUGCCUGCGUGUACAGCUUCUACAGCCAGGACACCGAGUACAUGGACGUGGUGGAGCAGCAGACCGAAAGCCUGGAACUGCACACCAAUGCCCUACAGAUCCUCCUUGAGGAGACGCUGCUGCGCUGCGGGGACCUGGCCUGCGCCCUGCGCCUCCUGCGGGCCGACUGCCUGAGCACAGGCUUGGAGCUGCUGCAGCGCAUCCAGGAGCGGCUGCUGGCCAUCCUGCAGCACUCUACCCAGGACUUCCGGGUUGGUCUUCAGAGUCCCUUGGUAGUGGCCGAGGAAGCAAAGGGACCCAACCUGCCCGGCCAUCAGCCCCACGGCUCCUCAGUGCAGGAGGCAGAGGAUGAGGAUGACGAGGAGGACUAUGUGCCUGAGUGGCACCAGGAUGAGUUUGAGGAGCUGGAUAACGACAGCUUCUCCUACGACGAGGAGUCUGAGAACCUGGACCGGGAGACUUUCUUCUUUGGUGAUGAAGAGGAUGAGGAUGACGCCUCUGACUGAGGGCAGACUCAGGAAACACCUGGAGCCCCCAGAGCACAAGACCGGGGUGCGGGGCGGGGGCUCUCACCCACUGGGGCGUGGUAUCCCAGCACCACAGUUCCUUUGUUUAUGGAAUAAACUGGUUUUCCAUGUACUUCUGUGGAGCAGCUGGACAGCUCCCCAGACCCUCCCAGAGCAAUCCCCACUUGCUUUCCUGUCCUGUCUCCCCUCCUGGGGGCGGGGCCUUC
This is a messenger RNA of Fukomys damarensis (Damara mole-rat), 7912 nucleotides long. It is a transcript of the gene Cul9, whose product is annotated as cullin 9. NCBI's taxonomy places the organism in Eukaryota, Metazoa, Chordata, Mammalia, Rodentia, Bathyergidae. Gene Ontology annotation, molecular function: ubiquitin protein ligase binding; zinc ion binding. The transcript has 40 exons. Gene Ontology annotation, cellular component: cullin-RING ubiquitin ligase complex. The coding region runs from base 108 to 7685 and encodes 2525 amino acids. Gene Ontology annotation, biological process: ubiquitin-dependent protein catabolic process. The record is from RefSeq and is a predicted model, not a curated record.